Camelina sativa (false flax) is the source of this 1200-nucleotide messenger RNA. NCBI's taxonomy places the organism in Eukaryota, Viridiplantae, Streptophyta, Magnoliopsida, Brassicales, Brassicaceae. The record is from RefSeq and is a predicted model, not a curated record.
AUGGCGACAACAUAUCCCUUCCCGGAUAACGUUCAUGUCUCAAGUUUGGUCACUCUCAAGCUUACUGAUAGCAACUACUUGCUUUGGAAGACGCAGUUCGAGUCUCUGCUGUCUAGUCAGAAGCUUAUUGGUUUCGUUAAUGGUGCUGUCACGGCUCCAUCUAAAAAUUGUCUCGUUGUCAACGGUGAUGUCACCACCGAAGUUCCAAACCCACAGUAUGAAGCUUGGUUCUGUACUGAUCAGUUAGUCCGCUCCUGGUUGUUUGGCACCUUGUCUGAGGAGGUCCUUGGCCAUGUUCACAAUCUCCAAACAUCACAGCAGAUCUGGAUCUCCCUCGCCGAGAACUUCAACAAGAGCAGUGUAGCAAGAGAGUUCUCGCUUCAUCGCAGCCUGCAGCUUUUGUCAAAAAAAGAUAAGUCCUUCUCUGUCUACUGUCGUGAGUUUAAGACUAUUUGUGACUCUCUGAGCUCCAUUGGCAAGCCCAUUGAUGAGUCCAUGAAGAUCUUUGGCUUUCUCAAUGGAUUGGGGAGAGAAUACGACCCUAUCACCACUGUUAUCCAAAGUUCCUUGAGCAAGCUUCCUACUCCUACCUUCAACGAUGUCAUCUCAGAGGUCCAAGGAUUUGAUAGUAAGCUGCAGUCGUAUGAUGAUUCUCCAUCUGCCAAUCCUCAUCUCGCCUUCAUGACUGAAAAGACGAACCCUUGUGCUCCCCAGUAUCAACCAAACUCAAGAGGUCGUGGAGGUCGCUUUAGUCAAAACAGAGGAAGAGGUGGAUACAGUACUCGAGGUUGUGGCUUCUCUCAGCAUCAAUCCAGCUCUACACCGCAAGGGGAGAGACCAAUCUGCCAAAUUUGUGGCCGUACUGGUCACACGGCGAUCAAAUGCUACAACCGCUUUGAUAAUAACUAUCAAAGUGAAGUCCCAAGUCAAGCGUUUGCAUCUCUCCGAGUGUCUGAUGAGAAUGGACAAGAGUGGCACCCUGACUCAGCUGCUACCGCUCACAUCACCAACUCAACCUCAGGUCUACAAUAUGCUACCUCGUACGAAGGGACUGAUGCUGUGAUGGUAGGAGAUGGAGCCUACCUACCGAUCACUCACAUUGGAUCAACCACCAUUUCCUCUGCAAAAAGUACUAUUCCUCUCAAUGACGUUCUAGUUUGUCCUGAUCACUCACAUUUGACUCUGAUUCUGUAUACAUAA